CGUUCUCACAUUCCCUCAGAUAAACUGAUAUGAUCCGACAACAUCCGAAAACCCUGGCAACCGGUGUAUGAAUGAGCCUUAUAAGGAUCUACAGGAUCUUUACUUCUGACCUACAUAAUUUACACUACCUACCGAUUGAGCCUUUGUCAUCUCCAGUCCCUUAAUUGUCUACGUCCAAUAUUUGCACGUUAAACUCCUGUUCACCCCCUUUUUUGACCUAUCGUCUCCAUACCACCCUCAAAAAUGACACUCCCAACCAAGCAAUGGGCCCAAGUAGUCGAAAAGAAAGGCGGAACCCCCAUUUAUAAAGAAAUUCCUGUCCCCACGCCAGGACCAGAUGAGAUCCUUGUCAAGAUCCGGUACACAGGUGUAUGUCAUACGGAUCUGCAUGCGAUGAAGGGUGACUGGCCACUACCACUGAAGUUGCCGUUGGUAGGCGGACACGAGGGGGCGGGGACGGUGGUGGCGAAGGGUAAUUUGGUGACAGAUGAGGAGUUCGCGAUUGGUGACCACGCCGGCAUCAAAUGGUUGAACGGCUCGUGUAUGACGUGCGAAUUCUGUCGGCAGGCAGAGUUUCCGUUGUGUCCGAAUGCUCAGCUGAGUGGAUACACGGUUGACGGCACGUUUCAACAGUAUGCAAUUGGGAAGGCGGCUUUGGCGUCCAAAAUCCCUCCAAAUGUUGCCUUGGAUGCUGUGGCUCCCAUUCUGUGUGCUGGCUUGACGGUGUAUAAGGGGUUGAAGGAGUCCGGUGCUAGGCCAGGACAAACAGUCGCUAUUGUCGGUGCCGGCGGUGGGUUGGGGUCAUUGGCUCAGCAAUAUGCGAAGGCUAUGGGAAUUCGGGUAAUUGCGAUCGACGGUGGGGAUGAGAAGAAGGCGAUGUGUGAGAAGUUAGGGUCGGAGGCCUACGUUGAUUUCAUCAAAUCCAGCGACGUGGUCGCUGAUGUCAAGGCUGCCUCUCCAGAAGGCCUCGGCGCCCAUGCUGUCAUCCUGCUCGCCGUUGCUGAAGGUCCCUUCCAGCAAGCGGUGGGAUAUGUGCGCUCGUAUGGCACCAUCGUGGCUAUAGGACUGCCCGCCGGAGCGUUUCUCAAGGCGCCCGUCUUCGACACAGUUGUUCGCAUGGUCAAUAUUCGUGGCAGCUAUGUUGGAAAUCGUCAGGAUGGGGUCGAGGCAAUUGAUUUCUUCGCCCGCGGUCUGAUCCAUGCUCCAUUCAAGACAGCUUCGCUGAAAGAUUUGCCGAAGAUCUUUGAAUUGAUGGAACAAGGCAAAAUCGCUGGUCGCUAUGUGUUGGAUGUGCCUCAGUAGAGCCAGCUAGGGUGCUCACAUAACUGAAAACGUGGGAAUACACACAAAUUCAUGUUCUAACCCUGUGCCGUGUUUAUUCGGAUGCAGAGCCAGAAUACAGAACCUUCAGUUUUUGCCUUGACGUGACUGCUGUAACCUGUAUCACCUUCAACACGAGGUUUGUUUGUAUGGUUCCUAGUCUCCAAUUUAACACUCAAAUGGAAUUUCAGAAAGACUCCCC
Molecule: messenger RNA, 1522 nt
Organism: Paecilomyces variotii
Lineage: Eukaryota; Fungi; Ascomycota; Eurotiomycetes; Eurotiales; Thermoascaceae
Product: alcohol dehydrogenase I
Exons: 3
Coding region: 244-1302 (352 amino acids)
Molecular function (GO): oxidoreductase activity; zinc ion binding
Source: RefSeq, a predicted model, not a curated record